GCAGCGGUGGGAGCCGGGAGCGGCCGAGGAUGGCGGCGGCUCCGGCGGCUCGGGAGCUCACGCAGAACCCGCUGCAGAAGACGUGGGAGCCCUACGACAACGGGCUGCCCGCGGGGCACAGCGCGCAGCGCGGCGUAUGUAUGACCAAUUGCCCUACUCUGAUUGUCAUGGUGGGUCUCCCAGCAAGAGGAAAAACCUACAUCUCCAAGAAGCUGACACGCUACUUAAACUGGAUUGGAGUGCCCACGAAAGAAUUUAAUGUUGGUCAGUAUCGUCGAGAUUUGGUGAAAAAAUAUAAAUCCUUUGAAUUCUUCCUGCCUGACAAUGAAGAAGGCUUGAAAAUCAGGAAACAGUGUGCCUUAGCCGCGCUGAACGACGUCCGGCAGUACCUCAGCGAGGAGAACGGGCACGUGGCUGUCUUUGAUGCUACAAACACAACUCGAGAACGUAGAGAAACUAUUUAUAAAUUUGGUGAAGAAAAUGGGUAUAAGACCUUUUUUGUGGAGUCUGUAUGUGUUGAUCCAGAGGUCAUUGCUGCAAACAUUGUGCAAGUGAAGCUGGGUAGUCCUGAUUAUGUGGAUUGUAGUAAUGAUGAAGCAACAGAAGACUUCAUGAAAAGAAUAGAGUGCUACAAGAACUCGUAUGAGACUUUAGAUGAAACUCUGGACAAGGACCUUUCUUACAUUAAAAUUAUGGAUGUUGGAAGGAGUUACCUGGUGAACAGAGUGAUGGAUCACAUCCAGAGCCGGAUUGUCUACUACCUCAUGAAUAUCCACGUGACUCCUCGGUCAAUCUACCUCUGCCGCCACGGGGAGAGCGAGCUCAACCUCAAGGGGAGGAUAGGAGGAGAUCCUGGGCUGUCUGUCAGGGGGAAGGAAUUUGCCAAAAGCUUGUCACAGUUUAUUAAUGAGCAAAAUAUCAAAGAUCUGAAAGUUUGGACCAGCCAGAUGAAAAGGACAAUUCAGACUGCUGAAGCCUUGGGAGUGCCUUAUGAGCAGUGGAAGGUUUUGAAUGAAAUAGAUGCAGGAGUGUGUGAAGAAAUGACAUAUGAAGAAAUACAGGAAAAUUAUCCUCUUGAAUUUGCACUGAGAGACCAAGACAAAUACAGAUACAGAUACCCUAAAGGAGAGUCCUAUGAAGAUCUUGUUCAGAGGCUGGAGCCAGUAAUUAUGGAACUGGAAAGGCAGGAGAAUGUGCUUGUCAUUUGUCACCAAGCUGUCAUGCGCUGCUUGCUCGCAUAUUUCCUUGACAAGCCCGCAGAACAACUGCCCUACCUGAAGUGCCCACUGCAUACCGUCCUAAAGCUAACCCCAGUGGCUUAUGGAUGUAAAGUAGAAUCUAUAUUUCUGAAUGUCGAAGCUGUAAACACACACAGAGAUAAACCUGAGAAUGUAGACAUUUCCAGACCUACCGAGGAUGCUCUUGUAACAGUCCCUGCUCAUCAGUGAAUCCUGUGUCCCGACCAACUAUCAAACUUGGGUGCUGUUUUCAUCCGGCUACUUCAAAAUAAAUUGAAAAACUAAUUAUUCCAAUCACUUUGAAAUAAAAAAAAAUAAUAGCCACACGCAAAUCAAACUCAUAAUUCAAACCAAAUGUUUGUACAGCACAUGACUUGAAAAAAUUAAUCAAAUCACAAUAAAACUGUUGCACUGGCUUAUUUAUUGUGGAUGAGUUAUCAGACCUUGAUUGGCUCUCACUGGAAUGUUGGUUUUGUAAAUUGCUGUCAUUUAAAUAUCCUGCAGCAUUAAGCUUUACUGUAAUAGCCAGCAAUCAUUUAGUGUUAGCUGCAGUGUAUUUAUGAAAGCCAUGAAACACAACAUCCUGUGUGAGAUAAGAAGGUCAGAAUUUGUUUUGCCCAGCAGAGCACCAGUAUUAUCUGUUUCAGGGCCCUUGGGAGUGAUUGGACUGCCAUGCAGUGUAAAAUAACAACCCAUAAUUGCUGUCAAUCCCUAAUCCCACUGAUCCACAGCACUAGGGCUCUACAUGUGCUAAUUAAGGAUGUGCUGCUAGAGCAGGGUAGCAAGUUUUCACUUAGUUCCAGGACAAUUAUUCAAAGGACAGGAAUGUGUAUAAAUGUCUUUACUAUACAACUUUUGUUAACAGCUGUUCUGCAUUAACCAGGCUCUAGGGUUUGCCUAGAGAAGGGAUUUUAAAUUCCCUCUUUUCCUGCUUUGUGUGGAUGUGGGUG
Messenger RNA from Camarhynchus parvulus, 2188 nucleotides. RefSeq names its product 6-phosphofructo-2-kinase/fructose-2,6-bisphosphatase 4. Lineage: Eukaryota; Metazoa; Chordata; Aves; Passeriformes; Thraupidae. The transcript has 14 exons. Gene Ontology annotation, biological process: fructose 2,6-bisphosphate metabolic process; fructose metabolic process. Gene Ontology annotation, molecular function: ATP binding; 6-phosphofructo-2-kinase activity; fructose-2,6-bisphosphate 2-phosphatase activity. Bases 30 to 1448 code for a protein of 472 amino acids. The record is from RefSeq and is a predicted model, not a curated record. Gene Ontology annotation, cellular component: cytosol.